This is a messenger RNA of Neopelma chrysocephalum (saffron-crested tyrant-manakin), 4444 nucleotides long. RefSeq names its product KN motif and ankyrin repeat domains 3 (gene KANK3). The record is from RefSeq and is a predicted model, not a curated record. Gene Ontology annotation, biological process: negative regulation of actin filament polymerization. Bases 148 to 3042 code for a protein of 964 amino acids. Gene Ontology annotation, cellular component: cytoplasm; cytoskeleton. The transcript is spliced from 11 exons. Gene Ontology annotation, molecular function: protein binding. NCBI's taxonomy places the organism in Eukaryota, Metazoa, Chordata, Aves, Passeriformes, Pipridae.
UUAAGGUACUUCCAUCCGGAUGCAAAAUCUUUCUCAGGAAGUCCCCAAACUGCCAGCCGGCAGCUGGGAGGGACAUCGGGAAGCACAUCUUGUUUCUCCUGCUCUUCCCGUUGAUGGUCCCCUGGUCAGCAGCAUCCCGGGGAGAAGAUGGCUCAGCCGGCACCCCUGAACCAGAACCUCCCAGAUCUUGGGGGCCCAUUCUUGUACCGGGACCAGGACGACGGGGAGAAGAGCUCAUAUUCCGUGGAAACCCCCUAUGGCUUCCUGCUGGACCUCGAUUUCCUGAAAUAUGUCGAUGACAUUGAAAGUGGCCAAACGCUCAAGAAAGUGCCGCUGCCUCGCAGGGCGAAGGGGUCUCGUCUGCCGCCCAGCGCCCUGCGCAGCCCCAGCAGCCACACCAGCACCUGGACCUCCACCGAGUCCCUCACCUCCACCGCCAGCGAGGACGGCAGGACCGCGCUGCUGCUGUCCCCGCACGGCCGGGCACCCCUGGAGCCCCCGAGCAAGCCAACCUCCCACCCCGUCUCGCCACCACCGGUGCGGCUGCUCCCACCCCCCACCCGCAAGUGCCUCCUGCGAAACCCACGGGUGGAGAAGACCUUGCUGGAGACGAGCAGGAGGCUGGAGCAGGAGCAGGGCCACUUGCAGGAUGCGGGCGGUCCCCCCCGCGGCGCCCUGAGCCAGCCACCCCGCUGGGUGCCGGCGGGCGCCGAGGGGCAGGGGGGCUGGGGCCGGGUGAGCCCCGGCAGCUCCGGGCGCAGCACCCCGGCGGCAGGGCUCGGCACGGCCCCGCUGCAGCACGUGCGGGAGCAGAUGGCCGCGGCCCUGCGGCAGCUCCGGGACCUGGAGGAGCAGGUGAAAACCAUCCCCCUCCUGGAGAUGCAGAUCUGCGAGCUGAAGAGGGAGAAGGCGAAGCUGCUGGAGAAGCUGUCGGCAGAGCCUGGCGAGGCGUUGGACCACCCCCCUGGCUCUGAGGCAGGGGCAGGGGGUGAGGAACCGCCCCGAUCAGGGCUGGAGAGUGAAGCGGAGCCAGCCAAGGGGCGAGCGAGCAAGAUUGCGGAGCUGAGGAAGCUGACGGAGAAGCUGGCGGUGCCGGAGCGGGGAGUCAGGGCUUGGCCAGGCAGGAGCCCCAGGGUGGCUGAUAGGCUGUGCCGCUCCGUGGCGGUGGGCGAGGACCGGGCCAUGACAGAUGCCGUCUUCUACUACCGGUCGCAGCAGGAGGGUGGUGACACACCGGAUGGCGGGGCACGGGAACGCAGGGAUGCGGCUGUCUGGGUGCUGGAGUCAUCGCUGGGGCUGGCCAGCGAGGCGGAGCGGGAGCUGGAGCUGCUGCAGCAGACGGUGGGGCACCAGAAGGAGGUGAUUGCCCUGAUGGAGGGGCACCUGCAGGAGGCCACGCGGGAGCUGGAGGAGCUGCGGCUGGAGGUGUGCGCCCGCCGGCCCCGCGGGCUGGUGGACAAGGAGGUGACGGCCAAGCCGCAGGUGGCCGAGGCGCUGGUGGAGGCCGCGGUAGCGACACAGAGCCGGGCAGCCGGUGACCCCCCGGAUACGGCGGAGGCGGGCGUGGAGUGCUGCCCCCCGACCACCUGUGUCGGGGUGAGCUGCCGCCCCGACGGGCGGGACGUGGCGGUCGGGCCUGACUCGGCUGCCAGCUGCAACGACAAGGGCAGCCAGACCGACGUGGGCAGCGUUGUCCUGGUGGGAGGACAGAAGGAGCCUGGUGCAGGCAAGGAGGCAGAGCCUGGGGGGGACAAGGAGGUGGAGCCUGGUCCAGGCAAUGGCCCGAGCAGCCUUUCAGUGCAGGGCAUGGGAGCAACGGAGGGGAUGUGCCCAGGCAGCCUGGCCCCCAGACCAGCUGUGCUGGACAUGACACACAGCAGCCAGGAAACGUCCCCAGCACGGGACAGUGGAGCCACCCCAAGCCCUGCAACCGGAGCCCUGAAGUCCAUCAUGAAGAAGCGGGAUGGUCCCCCCCGCAGCGAGGCAGAGGGCAGCAAGAAGAGCCUGCAGUUUGUGGGCGUGCUGAACGGGGAGUAUGAGAGCACAUCCAGUGAGGAGGAAGAGGAAGAAGGUGACAGCUCCUCUGAGAAGGGUUUGGGCGACAGCUCUGACAGCUCGGAGCAGGGAGACACCGAAACCUCGGAGGAGGAGGCCGGGGAAGGCGCGUGUGAGACAGGACAGGAGUGUCAGGGGACUGACGUGGCCCUGCCAGAGCCACCCGAGGUGAAGGAGAAGUUCGAGCUGAGCCCCAGGAUGCGGGAGGCCUGUCUCAUCGUCAAGACCCACCUGGGCCACCCCGGUGCCACCAAGAGCAAAGAGGUGCUGGCCAGCAGCAGCCUGGUCCUGCAGGAGUGGUUCCGUCUGUCCAGCCAGAAGUCGUCCGUCCCCGACACUGUUGCCAACCACCUCCUGGCGUUUGCCGAGGUCUCACCGGCUCUCCUGGCCCACGUGGUGAACCUGGCAGAUGGGAACGGCAACACGGCCCUGCACUACAGCGUCUCCCACUCCAACUUCCACAUCGUGCGGCUGCUGCUGGACACGGGGAUCUGUAACGUGGACCACCAGAACAAGGCCGGGUACACCGCCCUCAUGCUGGCAGCGCUGGCGGCUGUCGAGCAGGAGGACGACAUGAACGUGGUCCGGAGGCUCUUCAGCAUGGGCAACGUCAACGCCAAGGCCAGCCAGGCUGGCCAGACUGCGCUGAUGCUGGCUGUGAGCCACGGCCGGCAGGAGAUGGUGGAGGCCCUGCUGGCCUGUGGGGCCGACGUGAACCUGCAGGACGAGGAGGGCUCGACGGCGCUGAUGUGCGCCUGCGAGCACGGCCGCGCCGAGACCGUGAAGCUGCUGCUGGCUCAGCCCACCUGCAACGUCUCCAUCGUGGACAGCGAUGGCAACAGCGCCGUGGCCAUCGCGCUGGAGGCCGGUCACAGUGACAUCGCUGCGCUCCUCCACGCCCACCUCAAUGGCACGAAGGCUCAGCUGCCCCAGGCGACAUCACCGACAGCCACGAAGAGCCCUGGGAGUCCAAAGAAACCAAAUUAGAGUGACCUUGGGAUCCAGCCAGCGGCCACCAUCAGCACUGGGCUGCGAUUCAUGUCCCCUCGCCUCCCACCCCUCUGUGCCAAAUUGCUCUCUGCAGCUUUAGUCCUGUCACUAGCGCUGUCCCUGAGCCUCCCUCGCCCUUCUCCACCCAAACGUGGCCACCUCGCUGCACCAAGUGACAGGAGCCAAGCAUCAAGUGACCUCGGGACGGGACAUGCAGGGAGCAGAAGUCACCCCAUCCCCUCUGCUCCCUGCCAUGACCACCACAGCUGCACUGCCUCGGAGCCCUCUGCAAGGAGGGAACAGCAGAGAACAAACCCAGCAGAACCAGCCCCUGGUUUGUGCUCUCUGGCAGCAGUGCUGGUGACACAGAGCCAGGAGGGCGAGUGACACUCCUGGCCCUGAGCAGGGUCGCAGUGCUGUGCAGGAUGUUGGGAAGAGGGGACACCAGCUGGUCAACGCUGCCUUGGAUGUGGGCUGGGAGCACUUCCAGACUGACAUACUUGCUGCCCUUCUUUUCUGGCAUUUCCUUUCCUGGCUGAAAUCUGUUUUUUUUUUCUUUUUUCUAGCACAUGCACACAAAGCAAAAAAAUUAUAUUGCUUGGCCAAAGGAUGGAGUUCCACAUGAAAUCACUCGGGAUUUGUUCAAUGGGAGCAAAAUCUCUGAGCAGUUGGGGCUGCAGCCAAGUGACAGAAGGGGCUUAGGGCCAAGGAUGUGUUUGGGGACUGAGCCUGUCCAGCUAAUACCCCACAUGGGGUCCUUCUCCCAGAGGAAAGAAAGCAAUUGCCUCCUAAACAUUUCCCCGUUUAACCAGUCCCACAGACUAUGCAAACAGCCAGAGCCCACAGCCCAGUCCCUCUCUGCCCACUUUCCAUCCCAAAGGGCAGGAGAGAGCUGAGGACAGUGUCAGGAAAAACAGAUGGGCCAGAAGAGCUCAGAGCACACAGGUAGGGCCUGUGGAGGGGAACACGUACGUCAGAGAACGUGUGUCUUUGCAAGUGUGAGUGCAAUGUGGGGUGGGAACAGGGUAAGGAUAAGGACCAGGAGGAAAAAGGGUUUUGCGUGGGAAAGCAGCUCUGCUCUGAGCCCUUCACAAAGGUAACCUGUCACAGCCCCCAUUCCUGCUCCUUGGCCCAGCCUCCCCCUAACACUUCUGCCCCUGCCAGGCCUGGUCUGAGCUGGGAAACAUCCCCUAAAGAAACUAUAAAUCUCCCCCCCAAAACUCCCUCUGGGCACCACACUGCUGCCCUCUUGGUGGGCCCGUCUCAGCUUUGCACUGGAGUUAUACACAGCGCUCACUGCCACUCUCUAAUACACUACUCUGUUUACUGCUAUUUUAAUACUGGUGUUUAUUUUUAAGAUAUAAAUAAAAUUUAAAGUUAUUUUGAAAUAUUACAGUGA